AUGAGGAUUGGACCAUUAUGGUCUUCGUGGUUCGGAUGGAAGGAGUUCGAUGUGGCCGUGACGGCAUGGACGACCAAUAACUCCAACGAGGCGGCAAACGAAUUCGAGUCUAUGAUCCGAACUCUCGAAAGUGUGCAACACGGCAACAUUACGAGGUUCUUCGGCUGGUGCAGAGAAGGGAACAAAUGCUUACUGGUGCACGAGUUCAUUCGACGCGGAGACUUGGAGUAUGCCUUGUUUAACUCGCCACAGUCGCUCUCCUGGAACGACAGGGUCGAUGUGAUUAUCCACAUAUGUGAAGCCUUGUGCUACCUGCAGAAAAGGCAGAUCCUGCAUCGUCAGGUCAAGGCUAGUAAUAUUCUUCUGGACGCUGUUUGGGACGCGGAGAAGGGUCAUCUGGUCACCAAAGCUAAGCUCAAUGAUUUUCGGCUGGCGAAGGAACUUGUAUGUGGUGACAAUAACUCAUCCGCGGAUAGCAAAUGUGAAAAUCUGAGUUUCGGGGUCGAGCCUCCAGAGGCUGUCAAGGAUGGAAAAUUCAGCGAGGAGUCUGAUGUCUACGCAUUUGGAAGCGUGAUCCUGCAAAUUGUUACCGGGAAGCGCACUGCAGACCCGGUUCCGAACUCCAGCACGUUUCUUCUGUGCAAUUGGGUCGUAGAGAAGGGCAAAAAUAACUGCUUAGGAGAUGCUAUCGACCCCAAACUCGGUCACCUUUUCCGGCAAGAUGAGGCCAUUGCACUUCUCAAUCUUGGUCUGGAAUGCUUGCAGCCGGAUCGAAACAAGAGACCCUCCAUGUUAGUCAUUAAGAAGAAAGUGGAGUCUCUUAGGUUGCCCCACAGCCUUGUUAGCUGA
Molecule: messenger RNA, 849 nt
Organism: Marchantia polymorpha subsp. ruderalis
Lineage: Eukaryota; Viridiplantae; Streptophyta; Marchantiopsida; Marchantiales; Marchantiaceae
Source: the annotation of a GenBank genome assembly